Molecule: messenger RNA, 4008 nt
Organism: Lepus europaeus (European hare)
Lineage: Eukaryota; Metazoa; Chordata; Mammalia; Lagomorpha; Leporidae
Gene: PDE2A
Product: phosphodiesterase 2A
Exons: 31
Coding region: 96-2879 (927 amino acids)
Biological process (GO): regulation of mitochondrion organization; cGMP catabolic process; negative regulation of receptor guanylyl cyclase signaling pathway
Cellular component (GO): mitochondrial outer membrane; perinuclear region of cytoplasm; synaptic membrane
Molecular function (GO): protein homodimerization activity; 3',5'-cyclic-GMP phosphodiesterase activity; 3',5'-cyclic-AMP phosphodiesterase activity
Source: RefSeq, a predicted model, not a curated record
GUGCUGCACCACAUCCUCAUCGCUGUUGUCCAAUUCCUCAGGCGGGGCCAGCAGGUCUUCCUCAAGCCGGACGAGCCGCCGCCGCCGCCGCAGCCAUGCGCCGACAGCCUGCAGCCAGCCAGGACCCCCUUGCACAGGAGCCAGAGCCCCCAGGGAGCAGAGCCGGCAGACUGGAGGACGCUCUGCUGAGCCUGGGCUCUGUCAUCGACCUCGCCGGUCUGCAGCAUGCCAUCAAGGAGGCCCUGUCCGCCGUGCUCCCCAGAGUGGAGACCGUCUACACCUACCUGCUGGAUGAGGAGUCCCGGCUGGUGUGUGAGGACCCCUGGCACGAGCUGCCCCAGGAGGGGAAAGUCCGAGAGGCUGUGGUCUCCCAGAAGCGGCUGAGCUGCAAUGGGCUGGGGUCCUCUGACCUGCCAGGGAAGCCCUUGGCCAGGCUGGUGGCGCCGCUGGCUCCUGACACCCAAGUGCUGGUCCUACCGCUGCUGGACAAGGAGGCCGGGGCUGUGGCAGCCGUCAUCUUGGUGCACUGUGGCCAGCUGAGUGACAGCGAGGAGUGGAGCCUGCAGGCAGUGGAGAAGCAUACCCUGGUGGCUCUGCGGAGGAUGCGGGCCCUGCAGCAGCGCGGGCUCGGCCAGGCCCCCGGAACCGGAGCCGGAGCCGGAGCGGUCCAGAACACCCCGGUGGAGGCGGCAGAAGACCAGCAGGGCGGGGCAGCCUACACCGACCACGACCGGAAGAUCCUGCACCUGUGCGGGGAGCUCUACGAUCCGGACGCCGCUUCCCUGCAGCUCAAAGUCCUUCAAUACCUGCAGCAGGAGACCCAGGCAGCUCACUGCUGCCUCCUGCUGGUGUCGGAGGACAACCUCCAGCUCUCCUGCAAGGUCAUCGGUGAUAAAGUGCUGGGGGAAGAAAUCAGCUUCCCGUUGACGACAGGCCGCCUGGGCCAGGUGGUGCAAGACAAGAAGUCCAUCCAGCUGGAGGACCUCCCCUCUGAGGAUGUGCAGCAGCUGCAAAGCAUGUUGGGCUGUGAGGUGCAGACCAUGCUCUGUGUCCCUGUCAUCAGCCGGGCCACUGACCAGGUGGUGGCCUUGGCCUGCACCUUCAACAAGCUGGGAGGAGCCUUGUUCACAGAGCAGGAUGAGCAGGUGAUCCAACACUGCUUCCACUACACGGGCACAGUGCUCACCAGCACCCUAGCCUUCCAGAAGGAGCAGAAGCUCAAGUGCGAGUGCCAGGCUCUUCUUCAAGUGGCUAAGAACCUCUUCACUCACCUGGACGACGUCUCUGUCCUGCUCCAGGAGAUCAUCACGGAGGCCAGGAACCUCAGCAAUGCUGAGAUCUGCUCAGUGUUCCUGCUGGAUCAGAACGAGCUGGUGGCCAAGGUGUUCGACGGGGGCGUGGUGGAUGACGAGAGCUACGAGAUCCGGAUCCCGGCAGACCAGGGCAUCGCGGGCCACGUGGCGACCACGGGCCAGAUCCUGAACAUCCCAGACGCCUAUGCCCACCCGCUCUUCUACCGCGGCGUGGACGACAGCACCGGCUUCCGCACGCGCAACAUCCUCUGCUUCCCCAUCAAGAACGAGAACCAGGAGGUCAUCGGUGUGGCUGAGCUGGUGAACAAGAUCAAUGGGCCUUGGUUCAGCAAGUUCGAUGAGGACCUGGCCACGGCAUUCUCCAUCUACUGCGGCAUCAGCAUCGCGCAUUCGCUCCUAUACAAAAAAGUGAAUGAAGCCCAGUACCGCAGCCACCUGGCCAACGAGAUGAUGAUGUACCACAUGAAGGUCUCCGACGACGAAUACACCAAACUUCUCCACGACGGCAUCCAGCCUGUGGCCUCCAUUGACUCCAACUUCGCCAACUUCACCUACACCCCUCGCUCGCUGCCAGAAGACGACACUUCCAUGGCCAUCCUGAGCAUGCUACAGGACAUGAAUUUCAUCAACAACUACAAAAUCGACUGCCCCACGCUGGCCCGGUUCUGUUUGAUGGUGAAGAAGGGCUACCGGGAUCCCCCCUACCACAACUGGAUGCACGCCUUUUCCGUCUCGCACUUCUGCUACCUGCUCUACAAGAACCUGGAGCUCACCAACUACCUCGAGGACAUCGAGAUCUUUGCCUUGUUUAUCUCCUGCAUGUGUCAUGACCUGGACCACAGAGGCACGAACAACUCCUUCCAGGUGGCCUCGAAAUCUGUGCUGGCUGCACUCUACAGCUCCGAGGGCUCAGUCAUGGAGAGGCACCACUUUGCCCAGGCCAUCGCCAUCCUCAACACCCACGGCUGCAACAUCUUCGACCACUUCUCCCGGAAGGACUAUCAGCGCAUGCUGGACCUGAUGCGUGACAUCAUCUUGGCCACAGACCUGGCCCACCAUCUCCGCAUCUUCAAGGACCUGCAGAAGAUGGCCGAAGUGGGCUAUGACCGAACCAACAAGCAGCACCACAGACUCCUCCUCUGCCUCCUGAUGACCUCCUGCGACCUCUCUGACCAGACCAAGGGCUGGAAGACCACGAGGAAGAUCGCCGAGCUGAUCUACAAAGAAUUCUUCUCCCAGGGAGACUUGGAGAAGGCCAUGGGCAACAGGCCCAUGGAGAUGAUGGACCGAGAGAAGGCCUACAUCCCUGAGCUGCAGAUCAGCUUCAUGGAGCACAUCGCAAUGCCCAUCUACAAGCUGCUGCAGGACCUGUUCCCCAAGGCAGCAGAGCUGUAUGAGCGCGUGGCCUCGAACCGUGAGCACUGGACCAAGGUGUCCCACAAGUUCACCAUCCGCGGCCUCCCCAGCAACAACUCGCUGGACUUCCUGGACGAGGAGUACGAGGUGCCUGGGCUGGACGGCACCAGGGCCCCCGUCAACGGCUGCUGUAGCCUUGACACCGAGUGAUGCCCUCCAGGGCGCCCCUCUGCCUGGUUCUCGCCCCACAGCCCCUCACUGGCCUGGCCAGAGGCACCGGGAACCAGAGCCAUGGUCCUGGGUUCCAGACUGGGACCUCACGUGUGACGCUGGGCGGGCCCUGGCCUCCCUGGGCCUCGCUUUCUCAUCCGUAGAACGGAAGCAAGGCUUCCGUCCUUGCCAGGACUCCGCGAUCCGUCCUGCGAGAGUGCAGGGCUGCCCUGGGAGCACCAGGCCCCUCUCUGGCCCCCCCGGGCAAGUCCUCCCCAGGCCACUUCCUCCAGGCAGCCUGGGUGGUUCUCUGUGUGCCCUUUUCCCAUCACUCGAUCUGUGCCCUUUCUCCCUGGGGGUCUCCAGGGUCCUCCAGGAAGGGGAAGGUGGGAAACAGAGGGUGGGGCUCGCUCUGCUGGAGGACUUGAGUUAGCCAUGGGGCGGAGGUGCCCCCUGAGGGCCCCCACGAGACUUCUGAUGGGGUUUGGGACCUGGGGGAUACCGGGGCCCCAGGAGGAAGCUGCCAGAGGGGCAGCUCCGUGCUCUGGGGGCUCAGGAAGACAGCAGAGUGGGAGUGACAUGGCAGAAGGGUCCCUCGCUGGUCAGCUAUGCUGCCGCCGGCUGUGUGACCCUGGGCCAGUCCCUCCCCCUGUCUGGGUGACAGAAGAGGGUAAGACAGGCCAUUCCCGAAGGUCCUUUUAGAUCCAAGUGUCCACAACUCUGGGGUCCCAGCAGAAGCUGCGAGUGUCUCUGCCACCCGUGGGCACAGAGAGCCCACCCCUGAGUCCCUCAGUGGCCCCUGAGUGUCCCCCCCUUGGCCUGAGCCUCCCUGACUCCUGCAGCCAGAGAGGGGCCUGGCUCAGCCCUGGCAGGGUUUCCUUCCUCUUCAAGGCCAUAUCCGCCCGUGCCCGGGGGCUGGGGAGACCCCACAGGGCCGGGCGGCCUCCGUCAGCCGGGCCGCUGGCUUCUCUCUUCUCUGUUUUGUCCUGUGCGUGUCGUGGGGUGGGGGAGGGGCCACCUGCCUUACCUAUUCUGAGUUGCCUUUAGAGAUGCGUUUUUCUAGGACUCUGUGCAACUGUCGUAUGUGGUCCCGUGGGCUGACCGCUUUGUACAUGAGAAUAAAUCUAUU